AUGCCUGGUGGAGUUUGGGCGCUGGCGCUGGCGCUGAUGCUCCUGGCCCCGGGCAAAGCUCAGGAGUGCUCUCCUGGGGGACACCAGUUACUUCAGAGCCCUUAUAGAAGUGUCCAUUUUGACUCAUUGCACCUCCAGCAGUCAGCCAUCCAAGACCUGAUAUGUGACCAUUCCCUCGCUCCUGGAUGGUAUCGAUUUCUCCUCUUUGACAGACCUGCUGAGAUGCCAACCAAGUGUGUCGAGAUGAACCACUGUGGAACACAAGCCCCCAUCUGGCUGUCUCUGAGAGGUUCAGAAACACUACCCUCGCCUGGGGAGACCAAGCAACUCACAGCUUGUGCCACAUGGCAGUUUUUGCUCAGCACUACGAAAGACUGUUGUCUUUUUCAAAUCCCAGUGUCUGUAAGAAACUGUGGACAAUUUUUUGUGUACUUCCUACAACCUACUCAGGGGUGCAUGGGAUAUUGUGCAGAAGCUGUUUCUGAUGCAAAAUUACACCCAUGUGGCCCUGACGAAAUUGAAAUUGGAGAUGACUGUGUUUGUCAGAUGUCUGCCUCUUUGCCACCACCGCCUCCAGGAAGGCCUGAGGUUGUGGUGGAGCUGAUUGAGUCUAAGGUUUUCUGUAGGUGUACUUUUGAUGUUUCCCCUACAAGCAACUCAGUGGGAUUUCUCAUAGUCUGGUCUAGGCUUUCUUUUCAAGAAAUCAAAGAGGAGCUGAAGCAAGAGACCACAGUUCAGGCAUUCUCUCUUUUAGAACUGGAUGGCAUCAAUCUCAGACUUGGAGACAGGAUAUUCUGUACUGCUUCCAUCUUUUUCUUGGAGAAACCAGAUGUACAAAGUUCAGCAAUCGAAAGCCAAGAAUUUUUUGCAGGCAUUAAGUUACAACCUGAAUCCAGCACUAUAUCAGAAGAUGGCAAAGAAUACCAGCUGAGGAUAGAGAGCACCGUUCCUGUCGUUUGUCCUGAAUUCAGGGAGCUUGAUCAGGAAUGCAAAAUCUCAUUAAAGCUGAAAACUGUGGAUCAAGGUAAAGAACACUUAGGUUUAAAUUUGGCAUUGUCUUCCUGUCACGUGGACCUUCACCAGACAUCCUGUGCUAACGGAACCUGCAGCCAUGCUCUUGUGUACUAUACUGCUAUCACAGAUUUUUCUCGAGAUGGAAAUAGAAUUACAGACAUUAUAGUGGAACCUAUAGUUAAUGAAGAUUUCCUGUGGAACAGCUACGUUCCAGACAGCAUCCAGAUCAGAGUAAAGGAUGUCCCAACUGCUUACUGCUAUUCAUUUACUGACCCACAUAUAAUUACAUUUGAUGGCAGGGUAUAUGAUAAUUUCAAGACUGGAACAUUUGUACUCUAUAAGAGUAUGUCACGUGAUUUUGAAGUCCAUGUACGUCAAUGGGACUGUGGAAGCCUUCACUAUCCUGUGUCAUGUAACUGCGGGUUUGUUGCCAAAGAGGAAGGUGAUGUAGUUACUUUCGAUAUGUGCGGUGGUCAGCUACAUGAAUCACAGCCAUAUUUAUUUGUAAAGAGCCAAAGUGUAACCAGCAAUAUCAAGAUAACUGAAUCUUACUUAGGAAGAAAAGUCACAAUCUGGUUUUCUUCUGGAGCCUUUAUCCGUGCUGAUCUUAGCGAAUGGGGCAUGAGUUUAACAGUCAGAGCCCCGAGCUUAGAUUACAGAAACACUUUGGGACUUUGUGGCACCUUUGAUGAAAACCCAGAAAAUGAUUUUCAUGACAAAAAUGGGAUCAAAAUCGAUCAAACUUUUAAUAAUUGUGUGGCUUUUAUUAAUGAAUGGAGGAUUUUACCAGGAAAAAGCAUGUUUGACACAACGCCAAUUUCUCGGCCAUCACCUGGAAAACCAUCCUAUUGUAGCUGCUCAUGUGACACCGCUUCGUUGUAUCCAUCUUCUCAUCAUCUAGACAGUGUUUCUCAACCAGACAUUGUUUCAGGUUGCAAAGACCUCAAACAUGUCCAAUUCUCUUCCUUGAUACCAGAACUAGAUGUCACCUCUGAAUACAUAAAUUCAGAAGCUCUUGACAGAGGGAGAAAGAAGCAUACAUCUCAAGAAGAAAAUAAUCCAAUUUUUUUUCCUCAAGAAAAUAAGCAUGUGAACCUAACCAAACUGGACUUCAAUUUACAAAAACACCCUGAGAAUGAGAAACAAGAUGCCCCCAAAACUUUGGAUAAUGGGACACACACACAGAACCAGGUUAGCCACAGCCAAGAAACAGGGUGGCAUCGACAAACCAGAUGGAAACGGCAAAACUUUUAUGAGUUUCUUCCUUUGUUUGCUUUCCAAAGUCUCAGCCAGAGUAAUGUAGAAGAGUUUCCUUAUUUUUUCCCUGAGGACCAUACAGAGGAUGUCCGCCCAGAGUUUGUCCCCAUGUGGCCCACACCCUCUGGCCUCACAGAAGACAGCACAUUGUCACUGUGUCAGCAGACUCUGGCCAACUCCAGCAUAGGAAGGCACUGUCUUGCCUUUCUUGGCAAGAGACUAGCCAGUGUUACAGAUAUGUGCAUUAAGGAUGUUCUCCUAAAAGAUGAUCUUACCUGGGCAGAAGCAGGUGUGGCCCUUUUAGAAAACGAAUGUGAAAGGAGGAUUUUGGAAGAAGGGAAAUAUAACACAGAAGAAUACGGUAAAUCCAUUGAAGACAUUCUCUUGGUAUUGAAAUGCCCCAAUUUAUGCAGCGGCAAUGGGCAGUGUGUGCAUUGGGGAUGUAUGUGUUCCCCAGGCUUUAGCUCCUAUGAUUGCAGCGAGUCACAUGACAAGACUCCUGAAAUUAUGGACCUUGAGAACGCUGGAUUCUGUAAUAUUAGAAAAUAUAAUUGUAUGAUGGUGAGAGUUUUUGGUCAAGGCUUCAAAGAAUCACCUUCAUUUAAAUGUGAAGUUACUAAGCUGCAGUAUCAUAGCAGUAAAUGGGUCCUUGGAGAAGCCGUCUAUGUGCCUACUGUUUUUCAAAAUAGCAGAACUGUUGAUUGUCAGCUGCCUGCUGAUGCACAUCAGUCUGCUACCAUGGAUCUCACGCAUGAGAAACCAAUGGUGAAGUGGCAAUUAAAGGUAUCUAAUGAUGGUCAUAGGUUCAGUAAUCCCAAAAUAAUGAUCAUAUAUGAUGGGGCUUGUCAAGUUUGUGGUCUCUAUGAAAAGGACUCAUGCACAACAAAGGAAAAUAUUUGCAUUAUUGAUGGAAUCUGCUACAUUGAAGGGGAUAAAAAUCCUACCAGUCCUUGUUUGAUUUGUAGACCUAACAUUUCAAAAUUUACUUGGUCAUUUUUAGAAAACAACCAAUCCCCAAUGAUUCAAAUGCAGCAAGACAAAUUACAGACAUUUUAUGGGGAAAACUUUGUGUAUCAGUUCAUGGCCUUUGAUCCAGAAGGCUCUGACAUCCAUUUUACCUUGCACUCUGGUCCUGAAGGUGCAAAUGUUUCCUCUUCAGGACUUCUUACAUGGAAAACAGAGUCACAAAUUCCCCAGCAAUUCACUCUACACAUUAGCGAUGACUGCAAUGCUGAAACUAAAGUCACAAUUGAGUUGACUGUAAAGUCUUGUGAUUGCUUGAAUGGUGGAUCAUGUGUAUCUGAUAUUAAAUUUCCUCCAGGAAGUGGAGCAUACCUGUGUGUCUGCUUGCCUGGAUUCCAGGGCAGUCUCUGUGAAGUGAAUGUCACUGAGUGCCAUUCGAACCCUUGUGGCUGUGGCAGGUGUAUCAGUGAACUUCACAGUUAUGCCUGUGUUUGUCCACCUGAGCUCAAAGGAAACAACUGCCAGGAAGAUGUUGAUGAGUGUGAAUCCAGGCCUUGCUUUCCAGGAGUAGAGUGCCUCAAUACUUUUGCUUCUUAUCAUUGUGGUUCAUGUCCAAAAGGAUUUUAUGGUGAUGGAAAAAUAUGUCAUGAUAUAAAUUUUCAGCCACCAUCAACAGAUCAUUCACCAACUGAUGCAAGUUUUACCCACAGCCCUGCUACUAUCAAAAAAAUCUUGGACACAACCUAUGACAUCUCGCACUUCUCACUAAAAUCAACUCGAAUGAUUAAUUCAGAGAAGGCUAUUUCCCAUCAGAUACCAGAUUUUGAACAUGCGGAUCAUACUCUCAGUACAAAUCUCCGCCUGGGGAAGUUGGAAGUUUCUAUGAACAACCAUAGUUCUUUAAGCAUUAACCCAAAUCAUUCCCAUGGUGGAGUUAAGAACGUUACCCAGGGCACCAUCCAAACAGAGGCAGGAGGGUAUAAUUCUGCAAUUAACACAUUUGUCCAAGGUUACACACAGCAUAAGGAUGGGUUUACAGCAUCAGUGACUAAGGCCAUCACUAUUUUGCCGAAAAAGCCUGGAUUGACCAAAAUAUCGACUUGUGCUGACUUGCCUUGCUUCCUUGGUGUUCCCUGUGUGCCAACCACAGAAGGUCACUUCCGAUGUGGACGCUGCCCCUAUGGAUAUUAUGGAGAUGGUAUCAAUUGCAGAGCCAUUUGUAGACACCCAUGUGGAAAAGACAGGGAGUGUAUUGCCCCAAACAUAUGCAAAUGUAAAACUGGUUACACUGGCUCUAACUGCCAAACUGCUGUAUGUCAUCCUGAAUGCAAAAGCCAUGGAAAGUGUAUUAAGCCUAACAUUUGCGAAUGUCCCCCAGGACAUGGUGGAGCAACCUGUGAUGAAGAAGAUUGUAGCCCAGCUUGUCAACAUGGUGGCACCUGCCUGGCUGGAAAUCUCUGUACUUGUCCUUAUGGUUUUGUGGGACCAAGGUGUGAAACAAUGGUUUGUAAUAGGCACUGUGAAAAUGGAGGUGAAUGUCUUACACCAGAUGUUUGCCAGUGCAAGCCUGGCUGGUAUGGACCCACCUGUAGUACAGCUCUCUGUCACCCUCCCUGUAAGAAUGGUGGUCACUGCAUAAGAAAUAACAUGUGCGCCUGUCGUGAAGGAUACACCGGUAGGAGAUGCCAAAAAAGUAUCUGUGAUCCCAUGUGCAUGAAUGGAGGAAAAUGUGUUGGGCCAAACGUUUGCUCUUGUCCUUCUGGUUGGAGAGGGAAACAAUGCAACACACCUAUCUGUUUUCAGAAAUGUAAAAAUGGUGGCGAAUGUAUUGCUCCCAAUAUAUGUCAUUGUCCUGCCACAUGGGGAGGACUGCAGUGUCAAAUACCAAUUUGCAAUCAAAAAUGUCUCCAUGGAGGCAGAUGCAUAUUUCCCAAUGUCUGUUCUUGCCGCACUGGAUAUUCUGGAAUCAAAUGUGAAAAUAAAAUACAG
This is a messenger RNA of Hipposideros armiger (great roundleaf bat), 5223 nucleotides long. RefSeq names its product von Willebrand factor D and EGF domains (gene VWDE). Lineage: Eukaryota; Metazoa; Chordata; Mammalia; Chiroptera; Hipposideridae. Gene Ontology annotation, molecular function: calcium ion binding; signaling receptor binding. The annotation marks the transcript as partial. The record is from RefSeq and is a predicted model, not a curated record. Gene Ontology annotation, cellular component: extracellular region; cell surface. The transcript is spliced from 28 exons. Gene Ontology annotation, biological process: anatomical structure development.